Messenger RNA from Dipodomys spectabilis (banner-tailed kangaroo rat), 912 nucleotides. Its product is annotated as trace amine-associated receptor 2. Gene Ontology annotation, molecular function: trace-amine receptor activity. The coding region runs from base 1 to 912 and encodes 303 amino acids. The record is from RefSeq and is a predicted model, not a curated record. Gene Ontology annotation, biological process: G protein-coupled receptor signaling pathway. The transcript has a single exon. Gene Ontology annotation, cellular component: membrane. Lineage: Eukaryota; Metazoa; Chordata; Mammalia; Rodentia; Heteromyidae.
AUGUAUUCAUUUAUGGCAGGAGCCAUAUUCAUCACGAUAUUUGGCAAUCUCGCCAUGAUUGUUUCCAUUUCCUACUUCAGGCAGCUUCACACACCAACCAACUUCCUCAUCCUCUCCAUGGCGGUCACCGACUUCCUCCUGGGAUUCGCCAUUAUGCCCUACAGCAUGAUCAGAUCGGUAGAGAACUGCUGGUAUUUUGGGCUUACGUUUUGCAAGGUUCAUUAUAGCUUUGACCUCAUGCUUAGCAUAACAUCCAUCUUCCAUCUUUGCUCAGUGGCUGUUGAUAGGUUUUAUGCUAUCUGCUACCCCUUACGUUAUUCUUCCAAGAUGACAAUCCCAGUCAUUAAACGGUUGUUGUUUCUCUGCUGGUCGGUUCCUGGAGCCUUCGCCUUUGGCGUGGUCUUCUCCAAGGCCUACGCUGAUGGCAUCGACGGCUAUGCUAUCUUGGUUGCUUGUUCCAGUUCCUGCCCAGUCAUGUUCAACAAGCUCUGGGGGACUACUUUGUUCAUGGCAGGUUUUUUGACUCCUAGUUCUAUAAUGCUGGGGAUUUAUGGCAAAAUUUUCGCUGUCUCCAGAAAACAUGCCCGUGCAAUCAGUAACUUGCCAGAGAAUCAAAAUAACCAAAUGCAAAAAGACAAAAAAGCAGCGAAGACAUUAGGAAUAGUGAUGGGUGUGUUCUUGUUAUGUUGGUUUCCCUGUUUCUUCACCAUUUUACUGGAUCCUUUUUUGAACUUCUCUAGUCCUGUAGUCCUGUUUGAUGCCUUGACGUGGUUUGGCUAUUUUAAUUCCACGUGUAAUCCCCUAAUUUAUGGUUUCUUCUAUCCCUGGUUUCAUAGAGCCCUUAAAUACAUUUUGCGAGGUAAAAUUUUCAGCUCACAAUUUUAUAAUACAGAUUUGUUCACUCAAAAAUAA